Morchella importuna is the source of this 1917-nucleotide messenger RNA. RefSeq lists its product as uncharacterized. Lineage: Eukaryota; Fungi; Ascomycota; Pezizomycetes; Pezizales; Morchellaceae. The transcript has 11 exons. Gene Ontology annotation, cellular component: cytosol. The record is from RefSeq and is a predicted model, not a curated record. Gene Ontology annotation, biological process: regulation of Golgi organization. The coding region runs from base 1 to 1917 and encodes 638 amino acids.
AUGGCUUCCCCGUUGACACUCGACCCGCGUCCGAGCUUUGAACCGAAAAUCGUAUCGCUUUACAAAGGCUUAUUUAAGGAGGACGAUGAGGAAUACGAUGAAGUGAAGUCUGAGGGUUUCUGGACGGAGUUCUUCUUGCUCAAGUGCCAUGCCCCAGGCCUGAGGUCUAUACUAGAACCAUUGUCACCAGAUGACCUACUUCAUCUACAGCCGCAAACAAGACAGCUGUUUUGUCGCGCCGUCAAUUGUGUCAAAGCUGGCGCCAGUCCUUCGGAUGAGAUUGCACUGGAUACGUUGAACGUAUUCCUGAGAGAAGUGCUCUCAAAGAAAUAUACAAAUCUCAGCUCAGAUAUCAUCUCUUUGCUGACCGGGCUGGAUAAUGUUGAUUCGAUAUUUACCGAUUUUGUUGCUUCGCUGGAUACGUGUAUCAGGAGCGGACGCAGCGUCGAAGCGCGGCGGAAAGCUAUACAAGUAGCUGUGUGUAUAGCCUGUGGGGCCUUCCAAACUGGAUUAUUAUCGUAUUUUACACAUCGGGAUCUGUUUCCGGCCCUUAUGAAGUAUAUAAACGACCCGGAAACGGUUGGACUUUGUUAUGAGCCGUUUGUCUUGCUUGGAGUCCUGGCUAAUUACAACAAAUUCGAAUUCCAGAACCCAUAUCAGUUGCGGUUCGACGAUUUUGUUAAUGAGCCUACAAUAAAGAGGAUUGUGGCAGAAAUAGGAAGCACUUGUGUCCGAACAAGAGCAGACUAUAUCUCCAUUCAUGACGAUCUACCGGAAGGAUGGUCACUCAAUAACGUACUUACAUUUGUUGGUCUCACGAUCUUGUCCGGAGCCGGCCCAAGAAGUCGAUCAACGUCGCCUGCGCCGGCAACAAACCCUGAUGCACAGAAAUUAUCAUUCAACACGCUACCAGGGCCUAGGGCUGCACUUUUGCUGGCAACAUAUGACUUUGUCAAUGCAAACAAGUUGUUUGCUUCUAACUUCGUAAACUAUCAGGAAUCCGAUCCUAAAUGCGAAUCACCGAUAUGCUCUUACAUAUCUCUCACAUCCUACCUCCUCCAUCAUGCACAUCGUUCUCCUCGGUCCUCGCUCUACGCUCGCUUAAACCUCCUCGUUAUCCGUAUAUUGCUAGAAGACCAGGCAUUAUGUAAACGGUUGACUAGUGACGAAACAAAGGCAUUAGUGCGCCUAUGUCGCCAAAAACAACCCCACUUACCCGUGAUACGCACAAAACGGCCAUUAUUGACAGCAAUAAUCGAUGCAGUUGUAGACGGAAUCAACCACAAUUUAAGGAAAAAGCUCGACGUUGAUCUGUAUAGUUCCUGUGUUGGAGUAUUGGUUCGAUCCGUAUCAUUUCUCAUUAGAAGCAGAACUCGCCUGAUAUAUCACUGGUCCGAGCUCUGGCGGUGUAUCCUUUCUCUAAUCCGCUUCUUCUCAUCAUACACAUCAGAUCUGAAAGAUCUACCCGGUAUUCUAAAGUUCAUAGACGAUCUUGUAAACCUUAUUGCCCUGGCUCUUUCAGCAGGUGAUGCAUUUCUUCCGGGGGCUGCCGAGUAUGAUGACUUGUUCUACAAGCUUGUCGAGGCUGGUGAUGUCCUUGUCAAGUUUCGAGAUGCCUAUGGCCUUGAAAACCGUACCUCUAACUCCAUAUCCACGCUCAUCUCGGUAUCUGAGCAUUAUUACCAGUUGAUAUCCGAGAACCAGACAAAGACAAAGUCGAAGAAUCUUUCCCCUCAGCAGGUUAGUGAGGUUAUCAAAUCUGGGUAUGAGACGCUUGCAAUCACGAGCAAGGAUGGACUGGAUAGUUGGGAGCGGUAUCGGGAGGCGGAUGAGCGCGCAUUCCUGAAGAAAGCGGCCCGGGUGGCCGUGGGUGAUGUUAGAGAACUCAUGGGGACUGAGUUGGAGGCUUUUGUUUAA